Molecule: messenger RNA, 1532 nt
Organism: Fukomys damarensis (Damara mole-rat)
Lineage: Eukaryota; Metazoa; Chordata; Mammalia; Rodentia; Bathyergidae
Gene: Ahsg
Product: alpha 2-HS glycoprotein
Exons: 7
Coding region: 64-1155 (363 amino acids)
Biological process (GO): negative regulation of endopeptidase activity
Cellular component (GO): extracellular region; blood microparticle; extracellular matrix
Molecular function (GO): cysteine-type endopeptidase inhibitor activity
Source: RefSeq, a predicted model, not a curated record
CUCUGUCUGUCUAGCUUUCCAGGCAGGGUACCUGGGUUGGUCCAGAGACUCUCCAGGGCAGCCAUGAAGUCCUUUGUUUUGCUCCUUUGCCUUGUUCAGCUCUGGAGCUGCCACUCAGUCCCUGUUGGCUCAGGGCCGGGUUACAGGGAACCAGCUUGUGAUGACUUGGAAACAGAGCAGGCAGCCCUGGCAGCUGUGGACUAUAUCAAUCAGAACCUUCGUCAUGGAUACAAGCACACCUUGAACCAAAUUGACAAAGUCAGGGUGUGGCAGCGGCGGCCCUUCGGGGAGGUGUACCACCUUGAAUUGGACACGCUGGAGACCCAGUGCUACGCCAGGGACCCCACACCCUUGGCGAACUGUUCCGUGAGACAGGUGUUCGAACACGCGGUGGAGGGAGACUGUGAAAUGCAAGUGCUCAAACAGGACGGCCAGUUUUCCGUGUUGUUUGCAAAAUGCCAUUCCACUCCAGACUCCCAGGAGGACGUGCGCAAAGUGUGCCCCCACUGUCCCCUGCUGGCGCUGCUCAACAACACCAAGGUGGUGCACGCCGCCGAGGCUGCCCUGGCCGCCGUAAACGCGCAGAGCAACGGCUCCUACUUCAAGCUGCUGGAGAUUUCCCGAGGCCAACUGGUGCCUCUCCCAGCUUCCACCUAUGUGGAGUUCGCAGUGGCCGCCACUGACUGUGUCGCUGCAGCGGUCACAGAUCCUGCCACUUGCAAGCUGCUGGCAGAAAAGAAACACGGCUUCUGUAAGGCGACACUCACCGAGAAACUUGGUGGGGAGGAGGUGGCGGUGACCUGCACCAUGUUCCAAACACAGCCUGUGGCCGUGCAGCCCCAGCCAGAUGCCGCCAUCCCAGCAAGCCCGGCCCCUGCAGCGGACCAAGCUGCACCUGCACCCCCUGCAGCUGGCCCACCUGCAGCUGCCUUGGUGGUGGGACCCAUGGUGGCGGGAGUUCCCCUGGGACCCCCAAGACACCAGGCACACUAUGACCUGCGCCACUUCUUAUCAGGUGUGGCCUCCGUGGAGUCAGCCUCAGGAGAAGCGUUCAGCCCAAGGAAACCACCUAAGGGGGCACAGCCUGGCGUUGCUGGCAGUGCUGGCCUAGUACCGCCCCCAUGCCCGGGGCGGAUCAGACACUUCAAGAUCUAGCCUAGACCCCUCAGAGAUGAGAAGGUUGGGCACAGAGAACAUAGCCGCCAUUUUUGUCCGAGUCUGGGCGUGGGUGGGGACUUUGUCUGUUGUCAGAGCAAGGGUCACAUGCGUCUAGAGUGAUAGCAAGUCCUGAAUCCCAACUUCCCUUCCUUCCUUGGAGGAUAGAAGCAGUCAGACCUAUGAUGGAAGGCGCGAGGCCAAUAGCUUGUCAUUGUUUUGCUGAUAAACCACUGCCAUGGUGUUCUCUGCCUUCUCGUUGACCUCAUCCACACAGUUGGACUGUGACUUUCCAUGGUGCUCUUGCCAUGCUUGUAUCAGCCUGUGAAUAAAGUGCCUGAAGGACCUUCCUUAAUAAAGAAGGCUCUAAACCAAAA